Dunckerocampus dactyliophorus (ringed pipefish) is the source of this 1048-nucleotide messenger RNA. Its product is annotated as small integral membrane protein 29-like. The transcript is spliced from 4 exons. The coding region runs from base 71 to 361 and encodes 96 amino acids. NCBI's taxonomy places the organism in Eukaryota, Metazoa, Chordata, Actinopteri, Syngnathiformes, Syngnathidae. The record is from RefSeq and is a predicted model, not a curated record.
ACCAAAGUGUCAUACGCCACUGAAUGUGUCACAAAGGUGCCACGUGGGGGCCACACAGAGGAGGGAGCCCAUGAAAAUGCAUCCUAACCACACUACUCCUCACAUUUCACCUCCAAAUACUGACAACAGAUUUGUUGCCUGCGCCGCUCUCAUCCCUUUAGUCAUUCUCACAUUGGUUGGAUGCGCGACAGCCUUGGUUCUUUAUAUCAAAAGGAGAAUGAGAUUAGAUGAGCUGCGCCACAGACUGAUUCCAGUGUACAGCUACGACCCUGCAGAGGAAGACCAUGCCUGGGACCAUGGUGCACUGGACAGUGAGGAAGAGCUAACUGAACCUCUGUGCAAGGACGGAAGAUCCUCCUAAAUUAACCCUACAGCAUUAAAAAAGAUAAAUCGGAAGAGGAAAAAGGUGAAUUGCGUCAAAGCCCUUAUGGUGAACUAUGCACUGCAUGUGGACAACAAGACUGGGACAAGGGUUGCAAAAACAGGAGUUGGUUUGUGUCAAAGUUGAAGGAAACCUUUUUUGGCAAAAUGUGGGAGUUAAUACAGAGGGGGAGACCAGGACUAAAUUAGCAAUGUCAGCUUUGUCUGUAUAGGAAGCUUAAAUUGCAAUGUUGAAAUUAAAACUCCCACAAGGAACAAUCUACUGCAGUAUACAAACACUGCAGUACCACUGAAAGUUUUGAGCAAUUGUGUCCAGACUUUUCACCGGGACUGCAAUUUAAAGUAUUUUUGUAGUUAGAACAUAGAAAACCUGUUUAUGGCCUUCUAAAUACGGUUUUUAACAUUAUUACAGCCCUCUAGACUUAGAAAUAACACUCCUAUAGUCACCUUUACACUCGCAUUACCUAAUACAGUAAAUCUUAGCAAAGAAAAUAAGACCUAUUCGACAUAAAUAAGAAAACAGACUCGCAUGUUAGCAGUUCCUUGUUUUUUCAACACAUAAAUAAAACUCAUGCUCGUGUAGUUGAGUGAGGGGCGGACAGGAAGUGACGUCAGGGGUUCAGCGUUGAGUUUUAGCCCGGCGUGGGUUACGGCCGCAACAGUAACC